Molecule: messenger RNA, 1290 nt
Organism: Caenorhabditis remanei
Lineage: Eukaryota; Metazoa; Nematoda; Chromadorea; Rhabditida; Rhabditidae
Exons: 5
Coding region: 1-1290 (429 amino acids)
Biological process (GO): innate immune response
Molecular function (GO): protein binding
Source: RefSeq, a predicted model, not a curated record
AUGGACGAUCGCCCUCCACUGUCGGAAAUCGAGCUGAAAACACUCUGUCUGUAUAACAUUCAUCAAUGGAAAACUGCAGAGAAAACAUACGAAAACUACAAAAAAGUGUGCAGUUGUCCAUCGAAGAUUGAAAAACUAUCAGCAGCAAAUUUCAAACGCCUAUUCAAUCAAUAUUCGAAAGAAUACCUCUUUAUGAGCGAAAAUGGAUUCCAUCUCCCACACUAUUGUUCCCAAAUCUGUGUUCAUUCCGAUUUUGUAGAGGGAAUUUCACAAAAAAGAUCAUAUGAAAAAAUUAGAGAGGCAUUCAAAGAAGGCGCUGUUGGAAAGGAGACAGUCGAGUACUUCUAUGAUGGAUUCCAAAGCAGAGCCGCCGCAAAGCAUCUCCAAUUCAGUGAUUUGCCGUUUGAUACUCUUCGAGUAGUUGUGAAAAAGCUGGAUUUAAAAUCAAUAUUGAAUCUUCGAAACGUGUCCCGAGACCUUCGAAUGAUUGUCGAUGAACAGAAACCGUCGUACAAAAAUAUUCGUAUUGAGUAUUUCACUAGCUCAUAUAUUAUCGUUGAGUUCAAUGAACAAUAUGUCUUGUAUACGGCUGAUGUACACCUACCACGGAUUCCUCUAACGAAAAAGAUUGUGCGCAGUGAUUUCAAGAAUAUUGCAUUCAAAGAUUUGCGUUUUGCAUUCAGAAAUCCCGAAAUUCGACUGGAUACUCUCCAUAUUCGAUAUACGGCUUUGAAAUUUGAAUAUCGAUUGUCACGAUUUCUCUACUCAUUAAAAUACCAAAUCCACGUGAAACACUGUUCAAUCGAUUUCGGGAAUGAAAAAGAUGUCAAGACCAUUCUACAACGCAUGAAACCAAAAGUUCUCAAUAAAUUGACUCUUCGUCGUGUCUCCCCUGAUCGAUCCGCCGAGGACAAUGAGAUUCAUUAUAUAAGUUUCGACUAUGUGUCAAGAAUGGAUCAAUGGAAACAAGUUGAGCAUGUCGAAGUAGAGAAAGCAAAGGUUUUAUCGAUUGAAAAGUUUUUUCAUCUGAAAAGAUUCGAAAUCGAAGUCGAAUCGAUCCCAAUGGAGAAUUUGCGAAGACUGAUAAAUGCUGCAUCUCACUCGACCAACUUUGAGUCAUGUAGAAUAUAUACCGACGAAUACCUAGAUGUUGGAUUCAUUGCGGCCGGGCUCAAACUGCAACCCGCUCCUUGGAAUUGUGACAACUCUCAUUUCUAUGAGAUCCCUGAAACCAAAAGUGUUUUAAAUUUCUAUCUGAGCCGCAAUAUGAUUCAUAUAAUCAAAAAAUAA